UACCUGGUGACGUCACCGGUAAGGAUGCGUUCACCUGUUCCGGGGUGUGGCCAGAGAUGACUGCAUAGUCGCUGCUCUUCGGGGAAACAACGAACUGUUUUGUUUAGGUUUAUGUUGAAAACAGGCCUCUUAUGUAGUUUAGUUUUUCCUCUUCUUUUAACUAUUUUUUAAUGUGAACAUUUUGAUUUCAUCUUUCUAUUCCAACCCGGAGUUUUUGAGCAGCAUUUUGCCAACAUGCGGAGACUAAUUACCAAGAUUUUCCUGUUGUCGCUCCUCAGAGAGUCGCUGUGUAUUCAGGUGAAUGUUCCUCAAAGGCAGCGCAGCACAAUGCUGUUUGCAUCAGUGACACUCCGUUGUGACUACUCGACCAGUGCAAACGUCCGAGAUGUCCUGGUCACCUGGAAGUACAAGUCCUUCUGCAAGGACCCGGUGCUGGAGUACUACUCCGCUGCAUACCAGUCUGCACUACAGCUAGGACAGGACCCAACGAAUGACUGUCAAGAUAGUCAGCGGACUAUACGCAUUGUGAUCCAGAAGAGAGGAAUCGAUGAGCCAAUAAUAGGAGGAGAGUACAGCCAACGCAAGAUCACCAUCCAAAACAAGGCAGACCUGGUGAUCACUGAAGUGAUGUGGUGGGACAACGGGGUGUACUUCUGCACUGUUGAUGCUUCUGGAGACACCACUGGAGACAGUGACCAAGAAGUCAUACUCAUCGUCUACAACUGGUUAACAGUGCUUUUAAUCAUUAUGGGAGUCUUCCUCCUCCUCAUUCUCAUCUGUAUCUGCUGCUGCCAGUGCUGCCCUCAAGUGUGCUGCUGCUAUGUUCGCUGUCCCUGUUGCCCACAAGCAUGCUGCUGUCCUGAAAAAGUGGUGAUGCAGCAUCGUAUGAUGAAGGAGGCUCAGAGAGCCAUGUCUCCCUGGUUAGGAGGACAGCCAAUAUAUGCACCAAUGAGUCAUGCCUCCUCCCCGAUGAACCCAAUGCUCUACUCAGGAUCUGUUUCAGGUAAAGGCAUCCCUAUGAGCCCGAUGCCCCUGCCUCCUCCUCAGUCUUCAGCUUACAGCAUGCCUCCUCCCAGUGUCCAUAGCAACCAUGCCAAUGCAAACAACAAACAGAUGCUUGAUUAUCUGGAGAGCCAGGUGAAAGGGAUGGACAUGACUAGCCCCUUGCUCCCUCUACAGUCCCAGCCACCUCCACCCCACCACAUGCAGCAGAUUCCACCUCCACCCCACCACAUGCAGCAGAUUCCACCUCCACCCCACCACAUGCAGCAGAUGCCACCUCCUCCCCAGCAUGCGCCCAUCACCAUCCCAUUUUCAUCUGGUCCUCCCAGUAUGAUCUCUGGCCUUGAUGAUGGCCCAACAGAGCGUCGCAUCAUCACACUUCCGCCAAUAAGAGAGCAGUAUCAAGGCAGAAUCCCACCCCCUGCACCCAGGACUCGGCCCCCGAGCUCCAGUGAGAGUAGUGGCUUUGGCCGUCGAGACAAUCGUGGAUCUGGGAGUAGGCGCUACCCCUCACCCGCCAGAUCUAGAGGAGUUUCCCGGAGCUACAGCAUGGACUCCCUGGAUGGGCAGAGUCGCAGUGGGGGACGAGGAGGCAUGGACCGCCCCCGCUCCCAUUCCAGGGAUGACCUAUUUGACAGCAGAUCCAUAGGAAAAUACUCUAUCCCUGCAUCACGGCACUCGAGACAAGGGUCCUGGAGCUCGGAUGAUGAGGGCAGCAGCAGAAGACGAGGAGGAGGGAGAAAAGGAGGAGGAGGAGGCUGGGCUGACAAACCUGCCAGCUACAUUGAGUACGAGCCUGGACAGAAACCAGGUGCACGGAGGAAUGGACACCACUCUGACAAGAGCUCUCGCAGUGGCACCAGCGUCGUCAUCUGAACGCUCCAACUGUGAAACGCCCUGUGACCUCUGUUUCAGAGAACAUGCACCAUGUUGUUGUCUGGCUCCUGGUAAACCUUUAAAUCCCACUGUUUUUAUGUAUUAAACAACCAUGAACCAGCUAUUUUAUUACCUUUAACAGGUGAAAGGUGUCAGGAUUUCAUAAAGUAGCAGAUUGAAAUACUCUAAAAUUUGGAAAGUGUGCAGGUGGUAAAGCAAAUGUUGCUUUGUCAGUAAGGAAACCACUAUGUGCUUUAGAUGUUAAUUUAAGACUAAUGGGUCACAUUCACCAAAUCUUCCUGAGUGUUUCCUUAAAUUUGUUAGUAAGUUGUUCUCAAGAAAGAUCCUAAGAAAAGUCUGUCUGAUUCAUGAAUAUUCUUAAACCUCAGAAUUGUUCACUGCAUGUUCUUACAUUGAUGAAUCACAUGUGUUUGUAAAUUGAAAGUGCAUGCCAGUCAUUCCUAAUUGGCAUAGGUUAACACCCCACCAAUGCCCAAAAAAGGCCAAAAGACUGCAGGGGCGUGUGCACACAGGAAUCUCACACAGAAGCAGAAAAGAGAAGUAGAGAAAGCCAGGAAUGCUACAUUGAAAAUCUAAAGAUGGUGGAGCAAUGAACUCCAAACCAAAGAAAAACUUGAGUAGUUAUGAAGUGGAGAACAAUGACUGAGCUGCCAUAUUUAGUAGCAUCAGUAGUGGAUAUAAAGUAAAACAAAAGAGAAGCAUGGGGUGCUCAUUCAGUGAACACUCUAUAAGGAGAAGGGUGCGCAACUGAUGAAUUAAAAAGAUGGUUUGAUCUCAAAUAUGAGGCAACAAAACAAACAUGGAAGUGAGACACUGACUAUUGGAAGAGGACAGGCUGAAUGAUCCAGAGUUAUCUGAGCUGGACCAGCCCAUCAGGGCCAUACAUGCAUACAUACGUGUGCCAUCAGCUGAGUUACCUCCCUGCAUGCACCCAGGCCCCCUCAACUGCCCAGAGUCUGUUCUCAGAUGUGGCCACUAUAUUCAAGAGACACUUAAAGAACUUGACAGAAAUUAGAAAUAAAGAUGUGCACUUAAACAUCUUUGGUUUUUAAGUAAUGUUUCCUAAUUCUAAGCUACAAAUAUUCACAUGUAAAAGCUAAAUUCAUUUUUUAAAACCUUGAUUUAUUAACAAGUUCAUUGCUUGCUGCAGUUUUUAAUGUCCUGGUUAUUUGUUUAGAACGGCCAUAAAACUUUGUAAAACACUGAGAAAAAUAUUAAAGAAAUGCUAAUGAUGACAAAACUUAUUGUAUUUGAAAUCAUAUAAUCUCGUAUAACUGUACAAUUGAAAAACUAAGAUUAUUACAGUUAAUUAAAUGUGACAAAGCAAUAAAACAAUGACCAUAAAGUGCAGAGGAAAUGACUCAGGGUCACUAAAGCAAAUGACAGUUCUUGUUAGUUUAAUAAUUUAAAGCAGCAUAAUUUGUUGUAAAUAAUUAUUUUUCAUAUCUUCUGGAUGUCUAAGUGACUUUUGUCCACCUGUUUUACAAAUGUUUUGAAGGAAUAGGUGUAACCAUUAACCUCACAAAGUAAAGUGGUUUGUAAAUGAGAUGAAGUAUUUACACUUAACAAGUAACUGUACACACUGCAUGUAAAUAUGUAAUUUACAUGUUGACAUAUAGGAAAUGAAAUAAUGUCAACAAUGUUACAGUGCAGCUUUUUUCCCUCCUUUUUUCUGUUACAGUUAGUGCAAAAUCAACAUGUACAGUUCUGGAAACUGACUUACUUUUCCCACAUCCUUUUUACACAGUACAUUGUGUUUUUUUAAUAAUAUUGAUA
Molecule: messenger RNA, 3675 nt
Organism: Monopterus albus (swamp eel)
Lineage: Eukaryota; Metazoa; Chordata; Actinopteri; Synbranchiformes; Synbranchidae
Gene: ildr1a
Product: immunoglobulin-like domain containing receptor 1a
Exons: 9
Coding region: 235-1878 (547 amino acids)
Cellular component (GO): plasma membrane
Molecular function (GO): high-density lipoprotein particle receptor activity
Source: RefSeq, a predicted model, not a curated record